AAAAUUUAUAAGAUAUAGAACCUUGGAAGCGAGAACAACGGGGUAGGGACAGGAGACACGUGGUGCUUGUUCGUCGGUCAGAGAAAGAAUGACUUGCAAAGAGGGAAGCGAAGGGUCUGCGAAAAAAAGAAGCGGCACGGACUUUUGACUUUCACCCUGACACUGCGAGAAUCCGCAAGUUCUGAUUUUCCUUUGUUCUUUCUCCAACAGACUACCAAAAGUGUUUCUCCGUUCGCGCAGAAAAGCCUGGAGACAAACUUGGAAACAGGAAACAAUUUCCAGCUUUCUUCCUUGUCACUUGCUGUCUCAACUUACGCCCUCCUGCAUUCCGACCACCACGACUCUCCCCGCGGGCAGAGAGGCGCCGCAUGAAAAAAACCAUUUCUUCUGCGAGAGGAAGAAGGCUUUCACCGCAGAGAGUCACGAAGACACUUGUGGACAUCUAAAGCCUAUCUUUGCGCUGUUUCGAGGUGAAUCUGUUUGAGUGUGGCAGUACAAACGUUUUAACUUGACGCUGCUCUCACUCGUGUGUCUGUGCACACCUAGACAAGAUGCUUCUUCCGCGAACACGAGGAUGGGUGUCGGGAAAUAGUUGAUUCAAUUCUCAUAAGCCACACCGUGUAUGCAGCGCAAACGCGUUUCCGUCUACUACUGGGACGUCUGUAACAAAGGGCUCUCUCUUCAGAUUAACCGGCAACACACCUUGACCGAGCUUCAGCACUGCCGCUGGAUCGUGUCGCCUCGCGCAGGCGGUCCUUCCUUUGGUCACUUGCGAAGGAGGGCAAAGCCGCGUCAGGAACUUUUUCUCGAAUUAGCAUCCAACAGACGUUUUUCUCUUUUCUCUUUGCGUGAAUGCUUGGUUCCACAAUACACACCAGAGCGACUAGAAACGCGACGAAAACGCGUCGCCGGAAACGGCGAGACAAGCGAACGCCGCGUCGAGUGGACCGGGGCCGUGCCUGCAAUCCUGAAAUCCGCUGUUCUCGGGGAGCUGCACGCGGGAAAGAAUUUUCUCGCUUCACCAGUUGAGAGAGAUUCCCACUUGCUUCACAAAUGCCGGGAAAGAAGUGAAAAAUCCACCGUGGAGACGGAGUGA
This is a messenger RNA of Toxoplasma gondii ME49, 1096 nucleotides long. RefSeq lists its product as hypothetical. Bases 623 to 1096 code for a protein of 157 amino acids. The record is from RefSeq and is a predicted model, not a curated record. The transcript has a single exon. NCBI's taxonomy places the organism in Eukaryota, Apicomplexa, Conoidasida, Eucoccidiorida, Sarcocystidae.